Molecule: messenger RNA, 1554 nt
Organism: Helobdella robusta
Lineage: Eukaryota; Metazoa; Annelida; Clitellata; Rhynchobdellida; Glossiphoniidae
Exons: 10
Coding region: 4-987 (327 amino acids)
Molecular function (GO): peptidyl-prolyl cis-trans isomerase activity; protein binding
Source: RefSeq, a predicted model, not a curated record
AAAAUGUCCAACUUAAAUUACGGUAUCGAUCUUGCAAGUGGGAUAUCAAAGCGAGUGCUAUUCGCUUCAAAAUACGAUCUGCCUAACUAUGAAAAAGACACGAAGAUAUAUUUCCGCUACCAGACAAGACUCUGCGACAAUGACCACACCGUCUUGGAUGACAACCGAAAAGAUAAAAAACCUCUGGAACUUAUCAUAGGCAAACAAUUCAAGUUGGAGGUCUGGGAGACUUGUCUGAAGUCUAUGAGACCCAACGAAGUUGCCUCAUUCAUUGUCCAUGCCUCACUGGUGUCCAAUUAUCCUAUGGUGGCCAAAAGUUUGCGAGAAAUUAGGUGUGGGUCGUGCAGCACUGGGCACCACUGCUGUGGGAUGACGAUUAGGGAGUUGGGAUUGGGACAUCCAGAUUUGGAUAAUCUACUCCAUAACCCUCAACCUCUGGAGUUUAUUUUUGAAGUGACAUCCGUCGAAGAUGUGGGGAAAUAUAAGAAAGACCUGUGGGCUCUUAGCGAUGAUGAAAAACUUAACAUCAUACCAAUGCUGAAAGAGGAAGGCAACAAAUUGUUUGUCGAUAAAAAGUACGAAGAAGCUUCCGAGAAGUAUGGACAGGCUAUCGGGCUUCUGGAUCAACUGGCCCUCAAAGAGAAACCUGGAGAUGAAGAAUACCUGGAGUUUGAAAUGAAAAAGAUUCCCUUCCUCCUCAACUACUCACAGUGCAAGCUGUACCUCGAUGACUUCUACUCUGUCAUCAAACAUGCCUCCGAGGUCCUAGAAAAAGACCCCGAUAAUGUAAAGGCCCUGUUCAGACGAGGCAAAGGUCACGUAGGGGCCUGGAACCCCGAGGAGGCUCGAAAAGAUUUACAGAGGGCCGCAGAACUUGACCCCAGCCUGUUGAAGGCCGUCACGAAGGAGUUGAAUCAUCUGGCCGAGAUGGAAAAAGAGAAAAAGAUCAAUGAUCAGAUGCUACUGAAGGGAAAGUUGUUUGCUUAGUUGGUUGAGUUGGUUGGUUGGUUGGUUGGUUGAGGCGAGUUUUCUUCAACAGCAGUCAAUAAUUUUGUUUUAAAAUAUGUUACUCAUCUCAUUUUUAAGUUUCUGCCAUUUCGAUGUUGUGGUUAAUCAAUCAUUUAAUAUUUAUUCAUAUUAUUCAUUUGUUUAAUGAUAUUGUUGUUUGACUUUAUGUAAUUAUAUUCAUUAAGCUUCAAGUGCGAGUAAUUAUUUUCUUACUUUUCAUGAUUUUUGGGUUUUUAUAAAUUUGUCGUUCGUAUUUAUCUAUUUAUUUGUUGUUGUACAUUGUGAUAGAAAGUUCAAAAAUAAUUUAUUUAUCUUUUCUUUCAUUCUUUCAUCCAUUCACUUAUUCAUUCAUAUCCAUUCACUCACUCAUUCAUUCAUUUAUAUUCAUUCAUUCAUCCAUUCAUUCAUAUCCAUUCACUCAUUCAUUCAUUCAUUCAUUCAUUCAUUCAUUCAUUCAUUCAUUCAUUUCAUUUUUAUUCAUUUAUUCGUUCAUUCAUCUAUUCGUUCUCUAUUAAAACAAAUAACUUUUGUAACUUACUAACUGAA